Messenger RNA from Oryzias melastigma (Indian medaka), 2340 nucleotides. Its product is annotated as zinc finger protein 391. Bases 290 to 1672 code for a protein of 460 amino acids. Gene Ontology annotation, biological process: regulation of transcription by RNA polymerase II. The transcript is spliced from 2 exons. The record is from RefSeq and is a predicted model, not a curated record. NCBI's taxonomy places the organism in Eukaryota, Metazoa, Chordata, Actinopteri, Beloniformes, Adrianichthyidae. Gene Ontology annotation, cellular component: nucleus. Gene Ontology annotation, molecular function: RNA polymerase II cis-regulatory region sequence-specific DNA binding; DNA-binding transcription factor activity, RNA polymerase II-specific.
CGGAAGUAAGCAGCAGGAGGCGCUAGCUAGCAUGCUAGCAGCGUUAGCUUGUGCUGAGAGGACGGCGGUGUUUCGUUGGCACGUUCGUGAGGUUUCUACAGAGAUGUAGCGAUACGUGGUUCGGUUCCGAACAAUCCUCUUUAGCUAAAGUGUCGUAAAUGAGUGAAUGCGUGUUGAACGUAAAGACAACGUGGCUGUGAUUGUGAGACUAGCAGAUGAUCGGAGCUGCUGCUGUUCAGAGGACUUUGGUGUUUGUUGGAGCUGAAGAUCUUCUGCAGCUGCAGGAACCAUGUCUUCAGAACCUCAGGAAGAUUCUGACAGCGAUUCUGCUGCUGAAGGAACCAUCGUCCAGAACGAGAAUGAGAAACUCUGUCGUCAGCGCACACUGCUGGAUAUCUGCUGGAACCCGCAGCUUCAGCUCCACGUUGCAGUCCUCCCCCAGAAUCAUGUGACCGAAGAUGGUUUCUGCAACCAGCAGAGGAACUUCAGAGUGGAGCAGGAAGAACCAAACCCACCUCAGAUUAAGGAGGAACACGAGGAACCAGAACUACCACAGAUUAAAGAGGAACACGAGGAACCAGAACCACCACAAAUUAAAGAGGAGCAAGAGGAACAAGAACUACCACAGAUUAGAAAGCUACUGAAGGAUCCAGAACCUCCACAGAUUAAAGAGGAAAAAGAAGAGCUCUGCAUCAGAGAGCCGCUUGAUCUGAAGCAGGAGACUGAAACUUUGAUGGAGAUUCCUACUUUUGAGAACAGUGAAGCAGAUCUAAACAAUCUGCAGAUCUUUAAUAGAACUGAUAGUCAGGAUGAAGAAGGAAACCAACAUGAAGAAUCAACAUCAACUCCAGAUGAAGAGACAGAGCCACAGAGCAGAGAUCGGAGGAAGAGAAGAGACAGAAGUCAUGUCCAAAGUGUGGACAGCUCUCACAUGUCAGAAAGUCUGUGUGACUCUGAUGUUACAAAAAAGCUCAAGAAGGUAACUUUGGUUAAGAAAUGUAAACAAUCUCCAAAAGAAAAGAAACCUCGCUCUGUAGAGUCUGGUAAAAGUAAUCAAGUCAACAUAAGAAUUCGGUCUGAUUACAGUCCUUAUGUUUGUGAAGAGUGUGGUAAAAGUUUCGAUUACUGGUAUCAAUGCCGGAUUCACAUGAGAACUCACACAGGAGAGAAACCUUUUUGUUGCAAAGAGUGUGACAGAGGUUUUAGUGACCCAUCUACUCUAAGAAAACAUAUGAGAACACACACAGGAGAGAAGCCUUUUUCCUGUAAGGAUUGUGGCAAAAGUUUUAGUCGUUUAUCAAGUCUCAACUCACAUAUGAGAAUUCAUACAGGAGAAAAGCCUUUCUCUUGUAAAGAAUGUGAUAAAAGUUUUAGUGAUGCAUCAAGUUUCAAAAGGCAUGUUAGAACUCACACAGGAGAGAAGCCCUUUUCUUGUAUACAAUGUAAAACAUGUUUCAGUCAUGCAUCCAGUCUCAAAGUUCACAUGAGAACUCACACAGGAGAGAAACCUUUUUCCUGUAAAGAAUGUAGUAAAAGUUUUAGUCGUAUAUCUAGUCUCAGCACACACAUGAGAAUUCAUACAGGAGAGAAGCCUUUUUCUUGUAAAGAAUGUAAUAAAAGUUUUAGUCGUAUAUUUAAUCUCAAAUCACACAUGAGAACUCAUACAAGAUAGAAGGGAGAGAUCCUUCUUUUUCUUGUAAAGGAUGUGAUACAAAAUGUAGUAACACGUCUAAUCCAAAAAAAAACUAAAAGAAAUCACACUGAAGAGAAGACUUUCUUGUAAAAAAUGGGAAAUAAGUUUUAGUUGUUUAUUUAAUGUCCAUAGUCACAACAAGUGACAAUGGAGAGAAGCAGUUUUCUUGUUAAAAAAAAUACACUUUUUAGACCUGCAUGAAGUCUCAAAAAACACAUGAGAAUUCACACAGAACAGAUGCCUUCUUCUAUUCAAAAAUAUAAAGAAUAUGGUGAGAUCCUCAAACUCAGAAAACAUCGGAAAACUCUCAGCAGAUGGAAGACAUGGAGGUUAACAUGGGAAAUAUUGUGAAAAGUUAAAUUCUUAUUUGUUGACAAAUGAACAGAAUCUUUUUUGCAGAACUGUUGCUAAUAUGUUGUAAUAUUUUAGGACAUUGUUUAAUUUUGACAUUUUUUAUUUCACAGUUAAAAAAAGCCUUUAGUCCUGUAUAAUAUUGGUAACUCCUGGGGUUCCACCCCAGUCUGAUAAUUGUCUCCAAACACCAGCAAAUGUUUUACGGAGCCUUUAAAUGGUCUCUCACAGUCUGAGUCAAUGGAAAAAAUAGAUUUUACAUUGCCCUCUGCUGAAAGAUCGGUGGAGAUAAUGAU